AUUAUAUUAUCGCACACUCUUUCUCUUCCUUCCCUCCAUCGCCCUCAUCCCUGCCAUUCGCCCUUCCCACCACUGACUACCUCCGUUCAGCGCAGCCUGAUCCUCCGCUUACUCAUUCUACUUCUCAUUCCUGCACUUGAACUCGCUAUGUCUGCCCUCACGAACGACCAAAUUGAAGAGCUUAUCACUCAGUCGCUCGAAGCCAGGAACUUCUCGUACAGUCCCUACUCAAAGUUCCGAGUAGGCGCUGCCCUGCGCACCACAGAUGGCAAAAUCUAUCAAGGCUGCAAUGUUGAAAAUGCAUCGUAUGGAGGGGCGAUCUGCGCCGAACGAACCGCCUUUGUAAAAGCAGUUAGUGAGGGCCAUUUGCGAUUCGUGGCUCUUGCCGUGUCCUGUGACUUUAACCACUACAUCACGCCUUGUGGUAUUUGCAGACAAUUCAUGAACGAGUUUGGCAAGAACCUCGAGAUCUUCUUUGUGAACGACGACAGGACGUACAAGCGUUCUGUCCUGACGGAUCUGUUGCCAUACGCGUUUGGUCCUGAAGAUCUCCCUAGCAAGUGAUUCCGAGCGCGAAAGAUCUUGCCGUUGCUUGAGAUUGAAUCCAAACAUCUCCAAAUAAAAUCUGAGAGCGACCUUUGACACUAAAGAUGUGUUUUAAAGGCCGUACUUCAUUGAUGUUUAUGUUAACGACGACCAC
Messenger RNA from Gamsiella multidivaricata, 700 nucleotides. RefSeq names its product cytidine deaminase-like protein. NCBI's taxonomy places the organism in Eukaryota, Fungi, Mortierellomycota, Mortierellomycetes, Mortierellales, Mortierellaceae. Gene Ontology annotation, molecular function: zinc ion binding; cytidine deaminase activity. The transcript has 7 exons. Bases 148 to 564 code for a protein of 138 amino acids. Gene Ontology annotation, cellular component: cytosol. The record is from RefSeq and is a predicted model, not a curated record.